Messenger RNA from Scedosporium apiospermum, 1485 nucleotides. Its product is annotated as Aldehyde dehydrogenase. The transcript has 4 exons. Bases 1 to 1485 code for a protein of 494 amino acids. The record is from RefSeq and is a predicted model, not a curated record. Lineage: Eukaryota; Fungi; Ascomycota; Sordariomycetes; Microascales; Microascaceae. Gene Ontology annotation, molecular function: aldehyde dehydrogenase (NAD+) activity.
AUGAGUGAAAUCAAGGUGAUUGGCUUCGGCGGACAGCCUGUUAUCGUCAAUACGGGGCUUUUCAUCAACAAUGCCUUUCGCCUCGCAGCGGGAGGAUCUGAGUUGAAUGUGGAGAAUCCAACGACGGGCGAUCGUCUUGCUUCGGUAUCAGCAGCUCAGAGAGAGGAUGUCGACGCGGCUGUUGCAGCGGCCCAGGCCGCCUUUUAUGGCUCAUGGAGGACUAUCCUUCCUUCCGACAGAGGCAAGCUACUCAAUCGCCUUGCUGAUCUCAUCGAGAGCAAUGCCGACGAUCUUGCUAGCCUUGAAGCUCUCGAUGCGGGAAUCUUGUUUGGGGAGUCGAAGGCGCUGCAUAUCACCCAGGCGACCGAUACGCUCCGAUAUUUUGCUGGCUGGGCCGAUAAAAUUACUGGCCAACUGCUGAGCAUCCCCCAGGGACACGCCUACACCCGACGUGAACCGGUCGGAGUGUGUGCGGCCAUUGUGCCUUGGAAUGCACCUCUCAUGAUUACUAUCUGGAAGCUCGCGCCUGCCAUUGCCGCUGGAAACGUGCUAAUCAUCAAGACGCCGGAGUUGGCUCCCUUGUACGGCCAAAAGCUAGCGGCCCUUGUGAAGGAGGCUGGCUUUCCCCCCGGCGUAAUAAACAUCAUCUGUGGUCUCGGUUCUGUUGCUGGCCAAGCCCUCGCCGAGCACAGAGAUGUAAAGAAGAUUGCCUUCACUGGCAGCGCGGUGGUGGGCCGUCAGAUUCUUAAAGCGUCGGCCUCUUCGAACUUGAAGAAGGUUACUCUAGAACUAGGCGGAAAAGGUCCCUCUAUCGUGUUUGCCGACGCCGACUUGAAUAAUGCUCUCUUCUGGACCACCACGGGGAUAACCGCUAACAACGGGCAAGUAUGUGCCGCGGGAUCGCGCAUCUAUGUCCACGCGAGCAUUUACGACAACUUCCUCCUUGCCUUUGCCGAGAAACUGGCCAAGACAUCUCAUGGUGACCCGCUCUUGAGCGAAACCACCAAGGGUCCUGUUAUCAGUCAGAGGCAGAGGGAAAAGAUUACAGAGUACAUCCGAUAUGCUAAAGAAUCCGGUAUCCGUCUGCUGGCUGGAGGCGAGGACCUUCCCGGAAACGGCUACUUUGUUGCGAACACUGCUUUUGCGGACGUGCCUGAUGAUGCUCGCAUUAUGCAAGAGGAGAUCUUUGGACCUGUGGCUUCGAUUGCCAAGUUUACCUCAGAAUCCGAGGUUAUCGCAAAGGCGAAUGCUAGCGAGUAUGGCCUCGGCGCUGCUGUGUUUACCAACGAUGUGAGCAGAGCGCAGCGCGUGUCUUCGGCAUUGGAAUGUGGCCAGGUUACCGUUAAUUGUUGGGGAAUGCUGCAUUCGAAUACGCCAUUCGGAGGAGUUAAACAAUCUGGAUUCGGUCGUGAUAUGGGAGAAGAAGCACUCGAUGGGUGGCUAACGACGAAGACGGUUAAAUAUUUCACUCUUCCUACAGAGUAA